Messenger RNA from Ananas comosus (pineapple), 766 nucleotides. RefSeq names its product RING-H2 finger protein ATL1-like. Gene Ontology annotation, biological process: protein ubiquitination. The coding region runs from base 217 to 738 and encodes 173 amino acids. The transcript has a single exon. Lineage: Eukaryota; Viridiplantae; Streptophyta; Magnoliopsida; Poales; Bromeliaceae. The record is from RefSeq and is a predicted model, not a curated record.
GGGAGGAAAAACCAAGAAAAAAAAAAAGAAAGAAAGAAAGAAAAAGUUUGUGGGUCAUCAUUGUUUAUUUAGAAAUGGUCGCGUAUUGUAAGUAGUAACAAAUUGUAAUUUGCAAAUAAAAAAGCCGAUAAGAUAAGAUGUAUAUUGUAUAUGUGAAAAGAUUGUGAAACUGAGGAGAAAAUAUUCACAGUUAUAUGUACAUCUCCAAGCAGAAACAUGCCACCGAAUCCACGGUGCAGCGACCGGAGCACCGGCCGGAAUUUGCUUGUUGUGGCGACGAUCCUGCUUGUCAUCGUGUACGUGAGGGCUUACAACAGGAUUGCCUGGGUGAUUCCCUUCACCAUCUUCUGGGUCUUUACGCUGGUAUUUUGUUGCGUCGUUCACAUCGACACCACCGUCGGAACCGGCCCACCUGCUGCUAACCAGAAUUCGAAUACAGUACCCGUAGCUGCUGCUGCACUGCAUCAGGCCCCGAAUGAAGUCGGGCUCGCCCCGACUGCCAUCCGAGCACUUCCGACCUUCGUGCACAAAAAGGCCCCCAGCCAAAGCGGCGAAAGUAGCGACCGCGGUGCGGAGAUGUGCUCCGUCUGCCUCGAGGUGAUUCAGGAAGGGGAGACGGUGCGGCAGUUGCCGGUGUGCUUACACUUGUUUCAUAUGGGAUGCGUCGACAUGUGGUUGGGCUCGCAUUCGACAUGCCCAGUAUGUAGGUCUGCUAUUGUGCUACUUGACUGUGCUUGAGAUGAACUCUUCAUCAUAUCUAAUACUU